This is a messenger RNA of Aspergillus steynii IBT 23096, 894 nucleotides long. RefSeq lists its product as uncharacterized. The coding region runs from base 1 to 894 and encodes 297 amino acids. Lineage: Eukaryota; Fungi; Ascomycota; Eurotiomycetes; Eurotiales; Aspergillaceae. The record is from RefSeq and is a predicted model, not a curated record. The transcript is spliced from 6 exons.
AUGCCGAAAGAUCCUAUUUUCAAAGGCGUAGGAGACCAGAUAGAAGAGAUCCCUCUUAGCUCCAUUCAAGCAGUCGACGGGAUAUCCCUAACGAGAGCCGAUAUGAGCGUACUAACGUCAUACAAUAUUCUCGCGAAAAGACUUAAGACGAUCGUGGUACCAGGUUUUCCGUCUGUCUGGACGCCCGCAAAUGCACCAAAGAACAUCAAACCAGAUGCAGGGCUGCUUUUCAGAGCUUUGCGCAUUAUUAAGCCAGCGAUGAAACUGAACGACAUCAAUCUUAUCACGGACCGACGGAACCUCCAACUGCUGCUGGGCUUUAUAGGUGGCAGCAUAAGCUCAUUCCGUGUUGGAGUAGAUGCAAAAACAUAUGUCAACAAGUUCCAAGGAUACGGCCACGAGUUUAAAAAGGUCUAUACCCGCCGACCAAGUGGCGUCGAGGAUAGCAUUACCCAUAAUCGGGCGAUUUGCUAUACGCUUAGAGAUGUGAAAAUCAUUCUCCGAUAUGAGGUUGACGGCUGCAUUCACUCUAAGAGAGAAUGGCACAAAAACAUAAAAUCAUCAGAUGGGGACAUAACCCCAAUAGGAUUCAGGGUUAUCAAAUGGGGGAAGUUGGCCGAUCCGUCCCGAAUAAUUAAAAUAAAGACGGGCUGUAUUGGAAGAAGUCUGGACAACUCGAAGAAUUUAGAACAGCUUUGGUUUGCCAACACACCCAUUCUUUGUGCUGGAAAGUAUGAUGAGUUUGGUAGCUUUACAGAUAUCUCCGAAGAGAACUCUUUACUUCGACUUCUUGUGAAUUUAGCGCUCUCGUCGGAAGGGAAGUUAAAAGUAUUCGAAGUGUUUAAUCAAAAUAAAAAAGGACUGCCUGCCGACCUGAAAUCUCUCUGGGCCUAG